Molecule: messenger RNA, 729 nt
Organism: Vollenhovia emeryi
Lineage: Eukaryota; Metazoa; Arthropoda; Insecta; Hymenoptera; Formicidae
Exons: 5
Coding region: 113-583 (156 amino acids)
Source: RefSeq, a predicted model, not a curated record
UGUACUUAUUUUACUAGUCGUGUUAUUAUCUUAGUGCUAUUAUCUUAUAGUUUCAGUGUGUUUUUCGCUAUUCGAGUAAUAACUUGUAUGUUACAGCAGAUUCUAUCGCAAAAUGAAGUUCCGCCGUGAGAUGUUUAUUUGUCCAUUGAUUAUAGCUUCGGCUAUAGCAAUGAUGCAAAUUACUCGUACGACUUUGGAGUCUUGCAAUCCAAACGAAUGGGUUAUGACAAAUACAACGUUAAAAAUGGGUAAUAACACGAAAAUGAUUACAUGUGACAUUACUUACAAAGAGGCGGGCGAUCCCGUAAUAUAUACGAUACAUAUUGUGAUAGAUGGUUGUAACAAUCGUACUGUAUGUACCGGCAAACCAAUAAUAUGGUUGGAAGAUAUCAACUGUGAUGCCAAAAAUCUCACAGAAUUAGACAUGAACGCUUGUAAAGUUGCAGAUGAAUUUGGAAACUUUGAAGAACAAAAAGAAUGGUUAAAAUUCCGAUAUGGAUUAGUGGAUGACGAUCUCUAUAAGUUGGUGUUUUGCAUACAUGUUGAUAAUAUUGAUUUUUCAAAUAAAUACUUUGUGAAAUGAUACAAAAAUAUAAAUAACAUUUUAAAUUGGUUCUUCAAACAUGUAUCUUCUAUAAUGUACUUCUUCUUUAAAUCUUCUUUAAUUAAACACAUACCUUUUAUUGUAAUGUAAUUAAAGCAAUAAAAAAUCACAUUUACAUUGCAAAA